Molecule: messenger RNA, 1599 nt
Organism: Frieseomelitta varia
Lineage: Eukaryota; Metazoa; Arthropoda; Insecta; Hymenoptera; Apidae
Gene: Or26
Product: odorant receptor 4-like
Exons: 5
Coding region: 156-1388 (410 amino acids)
Biological process (GO): sensory perception of smell; detection of chemical stimulus involved in sensory perception of smell
Cellular component (GO): plasma membrane
Molecular function (GO): odorant binding; olfactory receptor activity
Source: RefSeq, a predicted model, not a curated record
GUGCGUGUUCUCGGCGACGGUGCAACCGAACGGUCGGCACCAUGGCGAACUACCGUCGACAGAAAAAAAUUCGCGCACGCGCUAUUUUACCAUGGCACUGGAAAUGAAACACCGGGCGAAACGUUCAUUCGAUAAACGAACCCCGCGAAGUUACCAUGGUGAACCUGUGUGACGGGCCGCCGAUAUACAACGCGUUUCACGUCCGCGACUACGAGUACAGCAUCCAGGUGAACCGUUGGCUCCUGCAGCCAAUCGGUGCCUGGCCUAAGCUCACCGAGACGCACAGAACGGAGAAAUUACUCUCGAGGAUAUUGAACGUCGCCUGUCACACGGUGAUCAUAUUCACGAUCGUGCCUUGCGUGAUGUACAUUCUGUACGAGGACGAGAGCGUCGAGGCAAGGAUGAAGGUGGUCGGCCCGAUGAGCCACUGGCUGAUGGGCGAAUUAAAUUACUGUUGCCUGUUGAUGAGGGGCAACGACAUCGCCCACUGCGUGGAGCACGUUGAACGCGACUGGCAGAUCGUGCAGAGUGCCAACGAUCGCAAGCUGAUGCUAAAAAACGCCAAGUUCGGACGUUUCAUCGCGUGUAUGGCCGCGGUGUGCAUGCACAGCGGCGUUCUGCUGUACAACAUGAUCACGGGCUUUAAGAAGAUAGCGUUCCACGUGGGGAACGACAGUUACUCCAUGUAUCUGUUACCGUGUCCGGUUUAUACGAACCUGUUGGACGUUAGAUUCAGCCCGGUGAACGAGAUCGUGUUCGCCCUGCAGUUCCUCUCCGGGUUCAUCGUCACCUCUGUCACGGUGGGUGCUUGCGGCUUGGCCGCCGUUUUGGCGAUGCACGCGUGCGGCCAGCUGAACGUGGUGACGGCCAGGUUGAACGAGCUGGUGGACACGACGGUGGAAGAGAAACGGGAGGGACCGCAGGUUGCUCAGAGGAAGCUUGGAGUCAUCGUUGAGCACCAUCUGCGAACAUUGAGUCUUAUGGAGUAUAUAGAGAAAGUUAUGAAUAAGAUAUGUCUCGUUGAGUUGGUGGGAUGUACGAUGAACAUGUGCAUGCUCAAAUAUUAUUUUCUCACGGAAAAAUCGAAAGAGAUGUUAGUUGCAUACGCUAUCAUAUACGUAUCUAUGGUGUUUAAUAUAUUUAUAUUCUGCUACAUCGGGGAGAUAAUUCAAGAACAGGGUAACAGAAUCGGGGAGAAAGUGUAUAUGACCGAAUGGUAUCGAUUACCUCACAAAACUUCUCUCGGUUUAGUGAUGAUCAUUUCGAGGUCGAACAUGGUGGUGAAAAUCACUGCAGGGAAAUUCAUCCAAAUAUCCAUAGCGACUUUUGGCGCCGUGUUUAAAACAUCUUUCGCGUAUCUCAACAUGAUCCGCACGAUUGCGAUGUGAACAUCUACGUAGCACGAGGGAUACUAACUCGAACAAACUUCUGCUGUAGACCUUUUUACGUACUAAACCAAAAAAGAAAGAAGUUCGUUAUUACUCACGAUACGUUAGCACACUACUGUCACGAACUUUCGCCAAUAUUUUUGUUGGUCAAGGUUACUUCUCGAAUAGUCGCCAGAAGAUAUCGUCCCCUAUUUUAUUAUGAGUUUCACUU